AUGGCCACCAACGGCGACGAAGUUCCAGCCACGGUCCCUGCUCCGCAGCACGAAGGGGAGCCCGGUAUGGCGACCGCGACUGACAAGACCUCUGGCACUCCAGCGGACGCCGAUAAACGCGCCCAGCUUACCGAGCUCAUCGCGCAGGCAGCAGCAGAAUAUGCAGUCAAACACUACUCAGAGGCCGCAGAACUGUACUCGCAAGCCACCGAACUGCAAGCCGAACUCAAUGGCGAAAUGGCCAUCGAGAACGCGGACCUAUACUACUCCUACGGGAAGUGCCUGUUCUUCCUCGCACAACAGACCAGCUCUGUGCUGGGUGGAACAGCGGCGUCUGCGCAACUGUCCUCAAGCAAAGCACAGAAACCGGGCAAGAAGAGGAAAGCGAACGGCGCAGCGAAGGCGGAGGCAUCUGCAAGUAACGGUGGUGGCAAUGGCGCGACCUCGCAAGACGCGUCUGCGGCACCCCAAACCUCGGUAGCAAACGUGGGUGAUGUCGUGCCCCGAGAGGACGUGCAAGGGCCUCCACAAACGGCCUCGGACAAACCCUACUUUCAGAUCUCAGGCGAUGCCGAAGGUUGGGACGAUUCAGAAGACGACGAAGCAGACGAAGAUGGGGAGGCGGGGGAAGAAGAGGAUGAUGAUGACUUCGCCACGUCGUAUGAAUUUCUGGAUCUGGCGCGUGUGCUGUAUCUCAAAAAGCUGGACCAGAGUCAGGAACACGCAAUGGAGGAUUCUGAAAAGGGCAAAUACGUGGCGUCGAUAGAUCUCACUCCCGAGGUCAAAUCGCUGAAAGCCCGUGUCGCGGAAAUCUACGAUCUGCAAGCGGAAGUCGAACUCGAGGGAGAAAAGUACUCGGAUGCAGCCACAAAUCUGAACGCGUGCCUUGCGCUGAGGGAAGAGCUCGAGCGCCCUGAAUCGAGCAUCCUAGCCGAAUGUCACUACAAGCUGAGUUUGGCGCUGGAAUUCAGUGCCAGCUCAGAAGAACGCGACGCCGCGGGCAAUCCAACUGGCAAACUCUUGGUCGACUGGAAGAUUCGCAACGAAGCUAUCGCCCAGCAAGAGAAGGCCAUCGAUGUCUGCAAGUUGCGCGUUGCAGCAGAGACGGCAGCACUAGACAAACUGGACCUUGGUCCUGCAAAGGACAAGGCCAUGGCGCAAAUCGAAGACGUCCAGGACAUGAUCGCUGAGAUGGAAGUUCGGCUGGAAGAGCUGCGCAAACCACCCGUUAGCGUCAAGGCCGAGUCCGAAAACGAGAUGAAGCAGCAGAUCCAGGGUGUCCUGGGCAGCCUCCUGGGGAGCGGUGUGACUGAAGAGGAGAAACAGGAGAAGCUAGCCCAGGUGGCGGAGAAGGCGACUGAUAUCUCGGGAAUGGUCAAGCGGAAGAAGCCGAAAACAACCGAGAGCAACGGUGGCGGUAGUGGACCUGGCUCUGCCGCAUCGACGCCUGCUGCUGCGCCAACGGUCGCCAGUGGAUCGAGCCUGGGCAAGCGGAAGGUGGAAUUCACGGACGAGGCAGCGCAUGCUGAAAGUGGCAAGAAAGCCAAGGUGGAGGACGUGGAGGACUCGGGUGUUUGA
This is a messenger RNA of Cladophialophora carrionii CBS 160.54, 1578 nucleotides long. RefSeq lists its product as uncharacterized. The transcript has a single exon. Gene Ontology annotation, cellular component: nucleoplasm. Gene Ontology annotation, biological process: CENP-A containing chromatin assembly; DNA replication-dependent chromatin assembly. Gene Ontology annotation, molecular function: histone binding. The record is from RefSeq and is a predicted model, not a curated record. The coding region runs from base 1 to 1578 and encodes 525 amino acids. Lineage: Eukaryota; Fungi; Ascomycota; Eurotiomycetes; Chaetothyriales; Herpotrichiellaceae.